UCGAGCUCGCAUGAGUGGAGGUGGAGGAGACUAAACAAACACCAAAUAUAUAUAACAAAGGAAAGGAGCCUUCCCCGACAUCGAUAUCUCAUCCUGUUUUGCAAUCAAAUGGAUUCAACCACAAAUGAAGGUGCCUCUUCUUUCCGCCAUUCACAGACAUAUGAUGUCUUUCUUAGUUUUAGAGGUGAAGAUACACGCAACAAUUUCACAGGCCAUUUGUACAGCAAUUUGGUUCAAAAGGGUAUUAAAACCUUUAUAGAUGAUGAUCUAAGUAGAGGAGAAGAAAUAUCACCAGCACUUCUCAAAGCAAUUGAAGAGUCAAUGGUUUCUAUUAUUGUCUUCUCUGAAAACUACGCAUACUCCAAGUGGUGCUUGGAUGAACUCGUUAAGAUUCUUGAGUGUAAAGAAUUGAAGAACCAAAUGGUUUUCCCAGUUUUCUACAAGGUGGAUCCCUCAUAUGUGAGAAACCAAAGAGGAAGUUUUGGUCAGGCACUUGCAGGCCAUGAAUCCAAACUCAGAGACAACAUGGAGAAGGUCUUGAGGUGGAGGACGACUCUUACACGAGCAGCAAAUUUGUCUGGGUGGUCUUUCUUGGACGGUACUUGAGCCCAACUUCUUUGUUUGCUGAGACUUCUCGUAAGAAGUGAUGCUUGAUGGCGAUAUGUUUUGUCCUGCUGUGGAAUACUGGAUUUUUUGCCAUUGCUAUAGUAGACUUGUUGUCGCAAAGUAUUUCAGUAGCUUCUGUUUGAUAUUAUCCUAUAUCUUUAAAUAUUCUUAUGAGCCAAAUAGCUUGGAAUGUUGAACUUGCUGCUGCUACUACUCGGCUUCUGCUUAUGAUUGAGCCACAUUCUCUUGUUUCUUUGAUGACCAUGAAAAUAUUCCUGAUCUAAUUGUAAAUGCAUAGCCUGAUGUGCUUUUCAUGUCAUCCACUGAUCCAGCCCAAUCACUGUCUGUGUAGCCAAAUAGUCUUGGAUCUAUAGUAGGCUUAUACCAUAUGCCAUAGUCAAUUGUACCUUGCA
Messenger RNA from Prunus dulcis (almond), 1019 nucleotides. Its product is annotated as disease resistance protein RPV1-like. The transcript has 2 exons. Gene Ontology annotation, biological process: signal transduction. The coding region runs from base 109 to 606 and encodes 165 amino acids. The record is from RefSeq and is a predicted model, not a curated record. Lineage: Eukaryota; Viridiplantae; Streptophyta; Magnoliopsida; Rosales; Rosaceae.